AUGGCCCCACUGGCCGUGCCGGGGAGGGGCUGCACUCAGGGGAUAAAAGCCCCGGCGGGCUCUGGGCUCAGCUACAGGGUCGGUGUCCUCUCAGAGCCCAGCAAAGCCGCCACCAUGGUGCACUGGUCAGCCGAGGAGAAGCAGCUCAUCGCCAGCGUCUGGGCCAAGGUCAACGUGGAGGAAUGCGGCGCCGAGGCCCUGGCCAGGCUGCUGAUUGUCUACCCCUGGACCCAGAGGUUCUUUGACAACUUCGGGAACCUGUCCAGCCCCACGGCCAUCAUCGGCAACCCCAAGGUCCGUGCCCAUGGCAAGAAGGUGCUSACCUCCUUCGGGGAAGCCAUCAAGAACCUGGACAACAUCAAGGCCACCUACUCCAAGCUGUCCGAGCUGCACUGUGAGAAACUGCACGUGGACCCCGAGAACUUCAGGCUCCUUGGAGACAUCCUCGUCAUCGUUCUGGCUUCCCACUUCGGCAGGGAAUUCACCCCUGCAUGCCAGUUCGCCUGGCAGAAGCUGGUGGGGGUGGUGGCUCACGCUCUGGCCCGCAARUACCACUGAGCAUGGGGCACAGAGCCCCGGRCCAGGGCAGCCCCCUGAGCACGGGGAGCUGCCCUCUGGGAACCCCUGAGCACAAAA
Molecule: messenger RNA, 636 nt
Organism: Malurus melanocephalus (red-backed fairy wren)
Lineage: Eukaryota; Metazoa; Chordata; Aves; Passeriformes; Maluridae
Product: hemoglobin subunit epsilon
Exons: 3
Coding region: 1-558 (185 amino acids)
Biological process (GO): hydrogen peroxide catabolic process; oxygen transport
Cellular component (GO): haptoglobin-hemoglobin complex; blood microparticle; hemoglobin complex
Molecular function (GO): oxygen carrier activity; heme binding; peroxidase activity
Source: RefSeq, a predicted model, not a curated record